This is a messenger RNA of Scaptodrosophila lebanonensis, 5162 nucleotides long. RefSeq lists its product as uncharacterized. NCBI's taxonomy places the organism in Eukaryota, Metazoa, Arthropoda, Insecta, Diptera, Drosophilidae. The transcript has 14 exons. The record is from RefSeq and is a predicted model, not a curated record. Bases 147 to 5108 code for a protein of 1653 amino acids.
UUCUAGCGAUUGCGGCAGUGAUAACGAGAGAUAAUGCACACAAUACAAGUUUCCUUACAAUUUGCAGCCACUUUAAUUGCGCGUGAUACUCAUAUUUAGUAUGCUGUUGAGUCGUGCCUCUGACGGUUGUUUAAAGGUUCUCAACUAUGGCGACAAGCUUGGACACCUAUGAGCUCGCCCUGCCGCUGGGCCAAAUUAGAGGCGUUAAGCGUCGCACUAUCUAUGAUGACGAAUACUAUAGCUUUGAGCGAUUGCCGUUUGCUAAGCCACCCAUUGGAGAGCUACGUUUCAAGGCCCCCCAACCUGCGGGUGGAUGGCAGGGCGUUCUUGAUUGCACGAACUAUGCUGCGAAGCCAGUUCAGAAAAGUUUUCUAAAUGGUCAGCCCGAAGGCAGUGAGGACUGUUUGUAUUUGAAUGUAUAUGCGAAGCGACUAAAUAGUGAGAAGCCAUUGCCCGUGAUUGUGUACAUUUAUGGCGGUUCUUUCUCAGUGGGUGAAGCAACUCGUGAGUUGUACUCUCCGGACUAUUUCAUGGCUAAAGAUGUGGUGUUGGUUACACUCAAUUAUCGGGUGGACUGCCUAGGUUUUCUGAGCCUUAACGAUCCAAGCGUAGAGAUCCCAGGCAAUGCAGGUCUUAAAGAUCAAGUGCUGGCCCUUAAAUGGGUUAAGCAAUAUGUAGAGCACUUCAAUGGCGAUACCAACAACAUAACGGUCUGCGGAGAGAGUGCUGGAGGGUGUAGCACUCACUAUAUGAUGUGCACGGAGCAGACUCGCGGCCUGUUCCAUAAGGCCAUUCCAAUGUCGGGCACGGUGCUUAACUAUUGGGCUAAUACUCCACCAGCUGAUUUCGCCUAUCGCUUGGCCAAGCUGUAUGGCUACAAUGGGGAGAACGUCGACAAACAAGUGCUGGCCCAUUUGCGUAGCUUAGAGGCAUAUCAACUGGUCAACCAUAACCUUCUUACUGAAGAAGAUCGACGACUGGGACUUAUAUGUGCUUUCGGAGCUACCGUGGAGUCGUAUGUCGGACCGGACUGCGUUGUUCCUGGUCCACAGCUUGAAAUGGUACGCAGUGCCUGGUCUAAUGACUUGCCUGUGAUGCUGGGAGGCACCUCGUUCGAGGGCCUCUUCAUAUAUCCUGAACUUAAGGCCAAUACAAAAGCCACGGACCAUCUUUUUGACGAUCCUGUGCGUGUGGUUCCUCAUGAUGUAAGCGUUCAAAACACUCAGGAAGAGAAUUUGAAAUAUAGCGAGCGUAUGAUUCGGGCGUACUUCGGAAAUGAGAAACCGAGCUCAGCCUUGCUGUUCAACUUUCUCGAUUACUACUCCUAUAAAAUUUUCUGGCAUGGCAUCUAUCGCAGUCUGCUCGCUCGAUUAAAAUACGCCCGCGCUCCGACCUAUUUCUAUCGCUUCGAUUUCGACUCACCAGAUUUUAAUUUUUAUAGAAAGUUAUUCUGCGGAGACGACAUUACAAAGGGUGUGGCCCAUGCUGACGAUCUGCCCUAUUUGUUUUUCAACUUACAAGCCUGGAAACUGGACAAGUCAUCCGCAGAGUAUAAAACCAUACAGCGCAUGGUGGGCAUGUGGACUGCCUUUGCGACCAGUUCUAAUCCGAAUUGCGAAGAAAUCGCUCCCAUUAAUUGGAAACCUUCGAAAGCAGGGAAACCACAGGAAGUGCUCAACAUAAGUCAUGACGUAAGCAUAAUAGAUCUUCCCGAAUUCGAGAAGCUCAAGCUGUGGAACAGCCUCUAUAAAGAGGAGGAAUUGUAUAUUGUCCAAAUAUUGCCCACCCACCAGAUAAGCCUCAGUAAUCUUAACUGUUACAGCUUAUCAGCUGUCCGGCUGUGGUCCGAGGGUUCUUUUUCCAACAUGUCGGAACAGUUAUUUUUUGACUUUCGCAGCAAUUCAAUGACCGCGGACUACAGUGAGACAUCGCCGGUGGUGAAGACCACACACGGCCGUAUUCGCGGAAUCCUGUUGCAAUCGCUCUACGAUGAGCCUUUCUACGCUUUCGAUGGCGUGCCGUAUGCGGCACCACCCGUGGGGGCACUCCGUUUUAAAGCCCCUUACGACAUUCGACCCUGGUACGGCAUACGCGACUGCUCGCAGCCUCAAGACAAGUGUCUUCAGGUUAGCAGCUAUACUAAGCAGGUGGAGGGCAGCGAGGACUGCCUUUAUCUGAAUAUUUCGGUGAAGACGUUGCACAGCGAGAAGCCAUUGCCCAUUAUGGUCUAUCUGCAUGGCGGAGGCUACAAGGGAGGCGAUCCAUCCAGACGUGCCUGGGGGCCGGACUAUUUUAUGCAGCAACAGGUCAUAUUUGUGAGCAUAGGCCAUCGCUUGGGACCUUUUGGAUUUUUGAGUUUUGCUGAUCCUUCGCUGGAGGUGCCGGGAAAUGCAGGACUUAAGGACAUUGUGCUGGGUCUUCAAUGGAUUAAGGCCAACGCAAGUAACUUUAAUGGCGAUCCCCACAAUAUUACACUGUUUGGACAUAGUUCGGGGGCUGGAACGGCACACCUUCUUAUGCAAAGUCCACGGACAGAGCUGCUUUUCAAUAAGGCUAUCCUUAUGGCUGGCUUUAUGACAGAGACGAAUCGCUUACCGAACAUGGAGUAUCGUUUGGCCAAACAUCUGGGAUACGAGGGCGAAAACAACGAUGUGGAUGUGUACAAUUUCAUCAAACAGGCAGAUCCAAAAUUGGUAGCUUCUGCAGAGUUCUGGACGCCCGAGGAACGGGCACAAGGCUUAUUGCUGGCUUUCACGCCCUGUGUAGAGCCCUACAAUACGCCUUCUGCCGUACUGCUGGCCGAGCCCAUCGAAUUGCAGCGCUCCGCCUGGAGCAACAAUAUACCGCUUAUCUUGGGUACAACAAGCUCUGAGGGCCUUUAUGUGCACAAAUGGCUUAAAGAUAACCCUGCGAUGCUGAACAAUUUCCGAAAAUAUCCGGAACAACUGCUCCCCCGCACGCUUCAAAAGCGCUGCGAUGUGGGCCAGAAACGUGAAUUGGGCAAAUCGUUGUUGCAAUACUUUCUGGCCGGUCAAGAGCUAAGUUUGGAGAGUGUCGAUCGUUUGGUGGACCUCUAUUCGUAUUCCAUGCUGCACUCCCAACAAAGAGUAGUCCACGCCCGUGGGGCCUACGGUCGGGCCCCCACCUAUCUGUAUCGCUUUGACUUCGACUCGCCCGACUUUAAUUUCUAUCGCGUACGCUUCCAUGGACCCGAAAUGCGCGGCGUCGGACAUGUGGACGAGUUGGGCUAUAUUUUCGUAAUACCCGCCACCUUUAAACUCGAUGCAACAAGGCCCGAAUACGCCACUAUCCUUCGCAUGGUUGCCAUGUUUACCGAAUUUGCUCUCAAAUCCGAUCCGAAUGCCCCACUCACGCAAUCUCUGGUGGAUUGGAAGCCCAUUGCUCGCUUUGGGCAGCGCCAUUGCCUCAACAUCAGUCAUGAACUGCAACUUAUUGCACAGCCAGAGCCACAGAAAUUAAAGUUUUUCGAUCAGCUCUUGGACACCUAUGAGCUCGCCCUGCCGCUGGGCCAAAUUAGAGGCGUUAAGCGUCUCACUAUCUACGACGACGAUUACUAUAGCUUUGAGCGAUUGCCGUUUGCUAAGCCACCCAUUGGAGAGCUACGUUUCAAGGCCCCCCAACCUGCGGGUGGAUGGCAGGGCGUUCUUGAUUGCACGAACUAUGCUGCGAAGCCAGUUCAGAAGGGUCUUCUAACUGGUAAGAUUGAAGGCAGUGAGGACUGUUUGUAUUUGAAUGUAUAUGCGAAGCGACUAAAUAGUGAGAAGCCAUUGCCCGUGAUUGUGUACAUUUAUGGCGGUGCUUUCUCAGUGGGUGAAGCAACUCGUGAGUUGUACUCUCCGGACUAUUUCAUGGCAAAAGAUGUGGUGUUGGUUACACUCAAUUAUCGGGUGGACUGCCUAGGUUUUCUGAGCCUUAACGAUCCAAGCGUAGAGAUCCCUGGCAAUGCAGGUCUUAAAGAUCAAGUGCUGGCCCUCAAAUGGGUUAAGCAAUAUAUAGAGCACUUUAAUGGCGAUACCAACAACAUAACGGUCUGCGGAGAGAGUGCUGGAGGGUGUAGCACUCACUAUAUGAUGUGCACGGAGCAGACUCGCGGCCUGUUCCAUAAGGCCAUUCCAAUGUCGGGCACGGUGCUUAACUAUUGGGCUAAUACUCCACCAGCUGAUUUCGCCUAUCGCUUGGCCAAGCUGUAUGGCUACAAUGGGGAGAACGUCGACAAACAAGUGCUGGACCAUUUGCGUAGUUUGGAGGCACAUAAGCUGGUCAACCAUAGCCUUUUAACUGCGGAAGAUCGACGUAACGGACUUAUAUAUGCUUUCGGACCCACCGUAGAGUCGUAUGUCGGACCGGACUGCGUUGUUCCUGGUUCACAGCUUGAAAUGGCACGCAGUGCCUGGUCUAAUGACUUGCCGGUGAUGCUGGGAGGCACCUCGUUUGAGGGCCUUUUCAUGUAUCCCGGUCUCAAGGCUAAUACAAAAGCAAUGGACAAUCUUUUGGAUGAUCCUGUGCGUGUGGUCCCUCAUGAUGUGAGGGUUCAACACACCCAGGAAGAGAAUUUGAAAUAUAGCGAGCGUAUGAUUCGGGCGUACUUCGGAAAUGAGAAACCCAGCUCAGCCUUGCUGUUCAACUUUCUCGAUUUCUACUCCUAUAAAAUUUUCUGGCAUGGCAUCUAUCGCAGUCUGCUCGCUCGAUUAAAAUACGCCCGCGCUCCGACCUAUUUCUAUCGCUUCGAUUUCGACUCACCAGAUUUCAAUUUUUAUAGAAAGAAAUACUGCGGAGAGGACAUUACAAAGGGUGUGGCCCAUGCUGACGAUCUGCCCUAUUUGUUUUUCAACUUACAAGCCUGGAAAUUGGACAAGUCAUCCGCAGAGUAUAAAACCAUACAGCGCAUGGUGGGCAUGUGGACUGCCUUUGCGACCAGUUCUAAUCCGAAUUGCGAAGAAAUCGCUCCCAUUAAUUGGAAACCUUCGAAAGCAGGGAAACCACAGGAAGUGCUCAACAUAAGUCAUGACGUAAGCAUAAUAGAUCUUCCCGAAUUCGAGAAGCUCAAGGUGUGGGACAGCCUAUAUAAGCAGGAGGAGUUGUAUUGAAGACUAUCUAUGUAUCGUGAAAGCCAUUACAUAAAUAUUACGUUCUGAAAUCUA